CGCACAACGCGGAAGUGAGUAAUCGGUUCAGUAAUGAAAUGUGCAGUUACAUUUGAAUCGCUAAAAUUGUUUACUUAUGUUUAAAUAAGAGUUUCAUGAUAUAAAAAGGGUGCUUCUGCUUAAUUGUUCACUGUAGCUAGUUAAAUGUGUCAUGACAUCUCCAUCGAUCCGCAAUUUAGUCUGCUGUGGUCAUUGGCUCAUGCCAACUCAUGAGUGUAAUGAGCGAUCUUUCCCUCACAAUGCAGAUGUAUUUUCUAAUGAUAGCAUACUAGGUGACCCGGGAUGUUAUUCUAUUUUUACUUUUACUAGUAUCUGCCUUUUCGCUUUUGCUGCGUACGUUCUCGAGUGGACUCGAAAGGAGUGUAGCACUAUGCAGGCGGACCAGAUCGUAAGUGAAAGAGCGAGUGAUGAGGCUUUGGACAAGUCCGAUAAAAAGGUCCCUAUCAUGCACAUUCCUACGGUAACAGAGGGCACCGGCACCAGGAUGAAAAGAGACGUAUUGAAUGUCGAGAAGGGAAACCCGAGGACACCUUUUCCUCGGGGUGCAAACGGGGAUGAAGACUCAGAAGCGGAAUCUUAUCGGGAUGGGCGUACCGGGGAAGUCGACCGCGAAACCAAGGCUAGAGCCUUCGCUUGGUGCCGGGACUUUCUCUCCGGGUCAUGGAAGACCAUUUCAGAGGCGGACUUUCAGAUCACUAUCGUAAGUGGAGGACUUAGCAACCUACUGUACAAGUGCAGUUUACCUGAUCACGUUAAGACGGUUGGGGUUGAGCCUUCACGGGUACUGCUGCGGAUCUAUGGGGCAUUUUACAGGUGCCUUGGAGUCGAUUCUUUGGUGUCUGAGAGUGUGAUGUUUGCCAUUUGGCAGAGCGGGGAGCUAGGUCCUCGUCUAUAUGGUAUCUUCCCAGAGGGACGCUUGGAACAGUAUAUUCCUAGUAAGCGCUUAUACACAGAUCAGCUGCAGGACCCAGGCAUUUCAGCUGAAAUAGCCAGUAAGAUGGCACGAUUCCAUCGUAUGGUAAUGCCUUUCAAUAAGGAGCCCCGAUGGCUUUUUAUGACCAUUGACAGGGUACAUGGAACAAAUCAUGAUAUCAAAUUUGUGCGUGAAGCACACAUCAAGAAGUUCAAGAAGCUAAUGAAGUAUGACCUUCCAGCUGAACUUGCGAAUCUGAGGUACGUUCUGGAGUCUACUUCUUCGCCUGUGGUGUUUUGUCACAAUGAUGUGCAGGAAGGUAACAUCUUGAUGCGAGAUGGCCAGGACCAGAAUUCAUCUGAUAAACUAAUGCUCAUAGACUUUGAGUACAGCAGCUAUAAUUACAGAGGCUUUGACCUAGGGAAUCAUUUCUGUGAGUGGAUAUAUGACUACACAUAUGACCAGUGGCCAUUUAAGGCAAACCUGGAAAACUAUCCCAAUAGGCAACAGCAGCUGCACUUCUUCAGAAACUACUUGGCAGAGAGUGAAGACCCUAUACAAGACCAAGACACCAUUGAGGAGGAGAUGAUCAUUGAAGCUAACAGGUAUGCUCUAGCCUCUCAUUUCUUCUGGGGUUUAUGGUCAGUUAUUCAAGCCAGGAUCUCCAAGAUUGAAUUUGGAUACAUGGACUACGCCCAGCACAGGUUUGAUUCAUACUUCAAGCAAAAAAAGCUCUUUGCCAAACGCUGAGUAGCGCUGAGUGGAAGUAGAGCUUCAAAGGAUGCCACAACUUUUCUUCUUCUUGUUUACCAAGUAGAGAAAGAAUGAUAAACAUGAAAAUACGUCGAACGGUUCCCAUAUUGAAUAAGCAGUUAAGAAACUGGUGAAGAUAUACUAAACAUUAUCUAGAGAAAUGAUUGUUGAAUACUUGGAUGGACCACAAAUUUCAGUGUAUUGCAGUACUACAGAGGUAAACAACCAAUACAGUUGUGCUCUCUUAUUCUAAUCCAAAGCAUAAUCCAAAUGCAAAGAUGCAAAGCAUCUUUUAAAUGUUUUUGUAAUUUACUGUAUAUUUAUUUUAACAAUGAUAUUUGCAUAUUUAUGUCCCAAUGGUAAAUGUUAACUGUAACUUUUGGUGAUGUAAGAAAGAGGUUAUGAUAAUAUCCGUCCUUAUGGUCAUUUAGUUCAGUCAAAAGAGAAAUCCAAAUCACCAUAUGUUUAUCAGACAGGCUCAGAGCCAUAAAACUUGCUUUCCUGUUGUCUUCAUGUUAAGAAGAACACUCCUGUAUUUCUGCACUGAAGUGUAGUGUGAGACAGUAAACAAAAUUAAAAAAUCUAACUUUCCUGUUUGGUCAGCAAAUGCAUAUAUAAAGCGGCCACAGUAAAGUCAUUGCUUGCUUGUCAAAAAAAGAUGAGUUACUUCACUUCCUGAAAAUUCUUGACAGUUCUUGAUUGGAAAAUCCAAAUUAACACUACCUGGUAGAUGAUGUGGCAUGUCAGCUUGUGCUGAAGUUAUGUCAGAAGAGCAUGCUUUAUUGUCUACAGGCAUUUUUAACUUACCAAAAUUUAAUUUGUGUCUAUGCAUGUAUUUAAUACUCGGUUUCAAAUCAGAUGUGAAAGCUAUGAAUGGGCUACAAUCAGAAAUUACAACUAAAUCCAGUAUCAAAGCCAUGUGUCUAAAGUUGUGAUUAUACAAAUAUCUGUCCUGUCAGUAUCAUUCUCUGAUGUUUAUGAUUUAAACAGUUGAAGUAGAUAAUGUAAUAAGAAAACUGUACAUUUUGGAGCAAUUUCAUAAUGAGCAUUCAAAUGUUCCCUCCAACACUCUAUAUGGGGCCAUUUUUCAGUUGAAUGAAGGCACUGCAUCUGUCAGUAGUUUAAUGAUGUUCAUAUAUUUUGAUCCAAAGAUGCAGUGAAAAAAACCAUGAGAAUAUUGCACUAGAUCAUUGAAAUGCUUUGAAUUUGUGCCCAUUAAAACCUUUGUUUCAUUGUGUGUUGUAUGUGUCCUUGUCUACUUUGUUUCAUAGUCCUGGAUUUUUGCCAUGUCCAAUAUUUAAAGCGUUUGACAAUAAAAAAUGUCUGAAACUUA
Messenger RNA from Electrophorus electricus (electric eel), 2999 nucleotides. The record is from RefSeq and is a predicted model, not a curated record. NCBI's taxonomy places the organism in Eukaryota, Metazoa, Chordata, Actinopteri, Gymnotiformes, Gymnotidae.